Messenger RNA from Aspergillus ibericus CBS 121593, 4328 nucleotides. Its product is annotated as SKI complex RNA helicase subunit SKI2. The record is from RefSeq and is a predicted model, not a curated record. The coding region runs from base 261 to 4142 and encodes 1293 amino acids. Lineage: Eukaryota; Fungi; Ascomycota; Eurotiomycetes; Eurotiales; Aspergillaceae. Gene Ontology annotation, molecular function: RNA binding; ATP binding; RNA helicase activity. Gene Ontology annotation, biological process: nuclear-transcribed mRNA catabolic process, 3'-5' exonucleolytic nonsense-mediated decay. Gene Ontology annotation, cellular component: Ski complex. The transcript has 6 exons.
UGAAUAACUGGUGCUCUCUUCCCACCUGCGAGCUUCUUGGGACCUGUGCACUGUCAAGUAACCUGUGAAUGCUAGCUGUACCUAGCAAGCUUUUCAUGGGUCCGGCUUGUUAAUCUUCCCCUCCUGCUCUUUCACUUCCCUUCGCCUGCCGCCUCGGCUAUCCUGCGGGGUCUUCUUUCUGGACCUCCGCUCAGACCUUUGAUCUGGUGUUCAAGUAAAUCGCGUCCACAUUCAAAGCUUUCUUCGGAAAUUGGCUUCAAAUGACGGGGAGUCUUACCUCGGCGCUGGCCGAGUUGAGUCUAAACUCGCAGAGUCUUAGCGGACCGGCCUUUGACGCACGGCUUGCCGAAGAGGAAGCUGGUGUCUACAAGAACUGCAAACCUCGACAAAGAGCUCGGCAGGAUGCUGCUGAUCUCAAGGAGGAGCUGGAGCGAGACUUUCUUACUCCUUCCUCUCAAUUCAGUCCCGAAUGGCUGAACCGUCUGCAAAGGAAAUGGGAUGUCUCAACGGACUACACCGACCUUUUUGAAGUCGCAGGUACUCAAACACGGACCAUCGUUCGGUUUGAUCGUGAUGGCCUUGAAGGGCGUGUUACUGGUUACCAUGAAGUAACCGUCCCCGCCACCAGUGCAAAUGCCAAAAACUCGACGUCUCUACUCCGCCGGCCAGCUGGCCGUGCAGACUUUGUGAGGGGCGCGGCAGGGUUCUUCCCGUUUGCUCCAGGUGGGUUAGAUGGUGUCGAAGCGAUUGCUGAGAUGGAGUCUGAGGCCCAAACGACGGAGCACUCUAGAACCAGUGGCAAGCAAUCGGGUCUUGAUCGCAUCAUCAACUUUGGUGCUGAAGGAGGCCUCUUGGAGAUUGCCCCUGGGUUUUCUCGGGGCCUGAAGUUCGAGCAGGCCAAGUCUAAAGAGGCUGCAGAGGGGGAUCAGGAAGUAGAACACGCUCUGCAGCAGGAAGAGAGCGAUCUCCACGUCGAGCAAGAUGAGACUGCCUCAGACGCCGGAGGCGUCAAGAUCGAGGACGAAGCAGAGCUCAGCGACGAGGAAGACAUUGAUUCUUUGCUGCCUGUAGAGUUCCCAGCACUGGAGCCCCACGCGCCGCUACUCGCAGGCGUCCAGCAAAGGAAAACUGGUAGGGAAUGGGGUCAUGUCGUUGAUGUCAACAAGGAGAUUUCCAACUUCCGUGACCUGGUCCCUGACAUGGCUCGCGAGUGGCCAUUCGAGUUGGACACCUUCCAAAAAGAAGCUGUCUAUCAUCUCGAAUGUGGUGACUCUGUGUUCGUCGCUGCCCAUACGUCGGCUGGCAAAACCGUUGUCGCCGAGUAUGCCAUUUCUUUAGCCGCAAAGCAUAUGACGAAAGCCAUUUACACAUCACCCAUCAAGGCCUUGAGUAACCAGAAGUUCAGGGACUUUAGAACCGAGUUUGAUGAUGUUGGUAUCUUGACAGGCGAUGUUCAGAUCAACCCGGAAGCAAGCUGCCUCAUCAUGACCACUGAGAUCUUACGAAGCAUGCUUUACAGAGGAGCUGACCUGAUCCGAGAUGUGGAAUUCGUGAUUUUCGAUGAAGUGCAUUACGUCAAUGACCUUGAAAGAGGCGUUGUUUGGGAAGAAGUUAUUAUCAUGCUUCCCGAACAUGUCACUUUGAUCCUCCUGUCUGCCACCGUUCCCAACACCUAUGAAUUCGCCUCCUGGGUUGGUCGCACGAAGAAGAAGGACAUCUACGUCAUCUCCACUGCCAAGAGACCUGUUCCACUUGAACAUUACCUCUGGGCCGGUAAGGGGAAGUACAAGGUCGUCGAUUCGAACAAACGGUUCCUUGAGAACGGGUGGAAAGAGGCUGACGAGAUUAUUUCCGGCCGAGACAAAGUCAAAGCUCAGAAGGCGGCCGAGGCCCAAGCCCAAUCGCAAGCGAGCAGAGGAGCUCCUCAGGGCCGAGGACGUGGACAACAAGCUGGUGGGCGAGGUGGUGCCCCUCGUGGCAACUCGCAACGGGGAGGAGCUCCUCGCGGCCGAGGGCAGCCCGCAAAUAGAGGCACGGGAAACAUUGCCCGUACAGGAAGAGGAGGCGGGCGGACCACGGCUGCGCAAGAUAAAACCGUCUGGGUGCAACUGGUUCAGCAUCUUCGCAAGGAGAAUCUGCUGCCUGGUUGUAUCUUCGUCUUUUCCAAGAAGAGAUGUGAGCAGAAUGCUGACUCCCUGUCCAACCAAGAUUUCUCUACUGCCUCGGAGAAGAGUUUGAUUCACAUGUUCAUCGAGAAAUCCCUCACAAGACUCAAGCCAGAGGACCGAACCCUGCCGCAGAUUCUUCGUCUUCGAGAAUUGUUGAGUAGAGGUAUCGCGGUCCAUCAUGGCGGUCUACUGCCGAUCAUGAAAGAGAUCGUCGAGAUUCUGUUUGCUAAAUCACUGGUCAAAGUUCUCUUUGCCACGGAGACAUUUGCUAUGGGACUCAACCUGCCUACCCGCACGGUAGUCUUCUCCGGAUUCCGCAAACAUGAUGGCAAAGGAUUCCGAGACCUGCUACCUGGAGAGUAUACCCAAAUGGCUGGACGUGCCGGACGGAGAGGUCUUGACACUGUUGGCUACGUCAUCAUCGUCAAUUCAGGCAGAGAUGAAGCCCCCCCGGCUGGUGCUCUGAGAAGGAUGAUUCUUGGUGAUCCGACCAAACUGCGGUCUCAAUUCAGGCUUACAUACAAUAUGAUCCUGAACCUCCUGCGCGUGGAGGCGCUGAAGAUUGAAGAAAUGAUCAAACGAAGCUUUAGUGAGAAUGCUACCCAGGCUCUGCUCCCGGAGCAUGAAAAGCAGGUGCAGCUUUCAGAGGCCAGCUUGGCUAAAAUCAAACGAGAGCCUUGUGACAUAUGUGAUAUCGAUCUCGCUGCCUGCCAUGCCGCGGCUAUCGAAUAUGAGAAGCUUACUAGUGAGCUCCACGUUGGCCUUCUUUCGUCCCCUGUCGGAAAGCGCCUCUUUGUACCGAAGCGAUUGAUCGUAUACAGAAAGGAGGGCUUCCGGACUGCGGGUGUCAUUGUCCGCGAGGGAGUUACAGGUGGCCAGGCGCCUAGCAUACAAGUUCUUGAAAUUGGAAGGAUAGGAAACAGGCGCCAUCCCAGCGAUAUCCUUCCCUUCCUCCCAAGAUUCAAGCACCUCCUUCAAUCUUUGCCAACACGUGCUGCCGAUAUGGCGCUAAAAUCGUACAAGGUGCCCCUUCUAGACCUAGAAUGCGUCACGAAUACGUUGAUCAAACUUGGCGGCCCGAUAUGGUAUCUUAACAUCAAGAAGGAGGCGAUCAAGUUUGCAGACAAGGAACUAUCGAAAUAUUGUGCCUCAUGGACAAGUUCAGUCUGGGAUGAAAUGGAUUGGGCCCGCAUCAAAGAGUUACAAGUCCGAGACAUACUAGAGAAGCGACAGGCGCAGGCCUCUAUUGCCCAAUCUUGCAAAUGCCUGCAGUGCCCCAGCUUCUUGAAACACUUUGAAAUGCAACACGAUGAGUGGCAGGUCAAGGAGAACAUUUCGCAAUUGAAACAGCUAAUGUCCGACCAAAACCUUGCCCUGCUGCCUGAUUAUGAGCAGCGUAUCCAGGUGCUGAAAGAUCUAGGCUUCGUGGAUGAGCAGUCUCGCGUGCAGCUGAAAGGAAAGGUGGCAUGUGAGAUCCACUCAGCCGACGAGCUUGUUCUGACCGAGCUGAUCCUCGAGAACGUUCUGGCCGAAUAUGAGCCCGAGGAAAUCGUUGCAUUGCUGUCUGCAUUUGUCUUCCAGGAGAAGACGGAGAACGUUCCCACCUUGACUCCUCGCCUGGAAAAGGGCAAGGAGGCCAUUGUCAGGAUAUCCGACCGGGUGAACGACUACCAAAUACAACACCAGGUGAUCCAAACUAGUGAGGACAGCAACGAUUUCGCUAGCCAGCCGCGGUUUGGUCUGGCCGAGGUUGUCUACGAAUGGGCGAAGGGAAUGUCAUUCAACCGCAUCACCGACCUGACGGAUGUGAUGGAAGGCACCAUUGUACGGACGAUUACUCGCUUGGACGAGACCUGUCGCGAAGUGAAAAAUGCGGCCAAGCUGGUUGGUGAUCCGACCUUGUAUACGAAGAUGCAGCAGGCACAGGAGCAGAUCAAGAGAGAUGUGAUUUUUGCUGCGUCGCUGUACAUGUGAAGGGGCCAUGGAAGGCAGGGCAACUGGCCAGUGCUGGAUGGGCGGUGGUUCUGGGGCGAGGGGAAGGGAAGAUCCCACGUGGGGAAUGUUUUUUUUUCCUUUUUUUGUUUCUUUCUGUGCCCGAGACGGAUGAAUGGAGCACGCAUGUCAAAUAACGGACCCUCCGACUUGAUUCAAUCAAUAGAC